AUGUACUCAACUGACCAGCCUUGCCUUCCCAGACUCGUAUUCUUGGAUCACUUGUGGCUUCUCAUUGAUCAGCUACACAACCAACACAUCUUCAUAUUAGCAUCAUUACAAGAGAAAAAAAAGAGACAGAGUGAAGAGAGAAGUAGUGUACUUGAGCAAGUUGGGAAUGGGAUUUACAAAGACGCUCGCGUCGAGCGUCUCACCGGCACCGAAAUCAUUCCAACAUCACUAGACAAAACAAACGGCAUCGUUACAAAAGACGUAAUAUACUCACCGGAGCAUAACCUCUCCGUCCGUCUCUUCCUCCCUCACAAAGCCACCGCUGGUAAGAAUCUACCUCUUCUCAUCUACAUCCACGGCGGAGCUUGGAUCAUCGAGUCACCUUUCUCUCCCAUUUACCACAACUACGUCACCGAGAUCGUCAAAUCUGCUAAUUGCCUCGCCGUAUCGAUCCAGUACCGCCGCGCGCCGGAGCAUCCGGUUCCGGCGUCGUAUGACGAUUCAUGGUCAGCGAUUGAGUGGAAUUUCUCACAUCCCCAAAUCCCCAAACAGAGAGAAACAGAGAGCAACAUCAUCAACAUCUGGAAAAAAAAAUCGAAUUAA
This is a messenger RNA of Brassica napus (rape), 603 nucleotides long. RefSeq names its product probable carboxylesterase 5. The record is from RefSeq and is a predicted model, not a curated record. NCBI's taxonomy places the organism in Eukaryota, Viridiplantae, Streptophyta, Magnoliopsida, Brassicales, Brassicaceae. Gene Ontology annotation, molecular function: hydrolase activity. Bases 1 to 603 code for a protein of 200 amino acids. The transcript is spliced from 2 exons.